AUGCACAAGGCAUACGUAUACAAAGACAGCGUGUCCAGGAAUCCAUGCGGCGUGUGGACCCUGGUGGGAUUUUGGUGCGCACCCUUCAGCUGAACCCAAGAAGACGCCGGAGGUACUCUGUACCAGCCCCAAACAGUCUUUGGCACAUUGACGGAAAUCAUAAACUGAUAAGAUGGCGUAUUGUUGUGCAUGGUGGUAUUGACGGCUUUAGUCGUUUAAUCGUGUUCUUGAGUGCCGCCACCAACAACCGAGCAGCAACAGUGUUAAGAAGCUUUCAUGAAGCUGUCUGUGUCUACGGUUUGCCGUCUCGUGUGAGGUCAGAUAAAGGUGGGGAAAAUGUUGCUGUUGCACGCUACAUGGUGGAGAACAGAGGACUGAACAGAAAUUCACACAUUGCUGGCCGGAGUGUCCAUAAUCAAAGAAUUGAAAGGCUCUGGAGAGACGUUUACAACAGCGUACUCGAUCUCUUCUACACCAUCUUCACCAACCUUGAGAGAGAAGGCUUUCUCAAUCCUGACGAUGAAAUCCAUCUCUAUGCUCUGCACUGGUGCUUUUUACCCCACGUACAGAAACACCUUCAGUUUUUCCGGGAUGGCUGGAACUGCCACAGACUGCGCACCGAGGGAAACCAGUGCCCGCUGCAACUGUGGAGUCUCAAUGAACGUGAUGGACAGCAGGACCCAACACAGGUUGACAUGGAGUUUGGAGUUGACUGGACUGGGCCGUGUGGUCAUCGUCGGCCUGGUGUUGUGGUCCCUGAAGUUCAGCUGCAACGCACACUAACUGAGCAGGAAGUUGACAAUCUACCAGACCCUGAUGGCCCUCUGUCCAAUGUGUUGGAGGUCUUUGUUCAGACUGUAGGCGUCAUCUCCGAAAUGCUCCAGUAAAAGUCUGUCACCAGCUGUAGUUUAAAUAAAUGCUCUGGUUAAGCAUA
Pseudoliparis swirei is the source of this 934-nucleotide messenger RNA. RefSeq lists its product as uncharacterized. Lineage: Eukaryota; Metazoa; Chordata; Actinopteri; Perciformes; Liparidae. The transcript has 5 exons. Gene Ontology annotation, molecular function: nucleic acid binding. Bases 45 to 887 code for a protein of 280 amino acids. The record is from RefSeq and is a predicted model, not a curated record. Gene Ontology annotation, biological process: DNA integration.